Molecule: messenger RNA, 4406 nt
Organism: Phycodurus eques (leafy seadragon)
Lineage: Eukaryota; Metazoa; Chordata; Actinopteri; Syngnathiformes; Syngnathidae
Gene: esrra
Product: estrogen-related receptor alpha
Exons: 7
Coding region: 671-1972 (433 amino acids)
Biological process (GO): regulation of DNA-templated transcription
Cellular component (GO): nucleus
Molecular function (GO): zinc ion binding; steroid binding; sequence-specific DNA binding
Source: RefSeq, a predicted model, not a curated record
AGUGAAUGCCCACUAUGACGCCAUCACUGCUUCAAAUCUUCCCCCUUCGGGCUGUUGAUGGCCACUUAGUAGGUGCUCUGAUCUUCCAGAGAAACCAUGACAUCAUUCCGUCUCUGUCCACCAUACAGCUAGUAAUCUUGUUGCAGGCCAAGCCUCAUAUUUCGAAACACAUGAAUGGAUUUGGGGUUAGCAUAACUGUGACUCACCCGCCCUGAAUGCGCUGCAUGUUUUAGUCUUUUAUAGUUCAAUUCAUUGGGGAACUGCGACGCUGUUAUGUAGCAUAAAAGGAGAUAAUCAACACUAAUAAUACAAUUAGAAAAAGUAAUUCUGAUGAGAAUGCAUGAUUAUGGCAAAUACUCGACUCUUAGCAUUCAUGCAUUUAAUUUCAUUUUUAUCUUUUAAAAGGGCGUCAAGACAGUACAGUAGUCGGAGUGGUGUACAAUAAUGGUCUCGUGAAGCGUUUGUUGCCCAAACAGCUGUUUGGCUGGGAGAGGUGGCUAGCAGCUAGCAGCUAGCAGCUAGCAGGCAGCUAGCAGCUCGGCUCAUAUUAGCAACACUACUGCGGAGCUAGUAGCAGGCAAUCGGGAUAUUGCUUCUUGGACUUAUCUGAACCAUAUUGUCACGCAGCCGGGAGACCUCAGCGCUGAAAUAGUCUCCCCUACAAGACAUCAUGUCUUCCAGGGAUCGCCGGUCAGACGUCUACAUCAAGGCUGAACCGAGCAGUCCGGAGGGAGGCGGGGGAGGUCGGACCAGUCCCGGCGGGGCCUCUUCCGACUCCUCUCAAAGCGGAGGUGGCGAGACCAGAGGAGACGGCGCUAAACGCUAUUCGCCGCCGCUCUACACGCCAGCCUUGCGAUGCCACUUCAAAGACGAGAGCGGAGACGGAGCGGACGAGGGAUCGACCGGAAACGGUGCCGGGCGGUGCAAGUAUGCGCUGAGCACGUUACCCAAGAGGCUGUGUUUGGUGUGCGGGGAUGUGGCUUCAGGCUACCACUACGGCGUGGCUUCAUGUGAAGCCUGCAAAGCUUUCUUCAAGAGAACCAUCCAAGGUAACAUUGAAUACAGCUGUCCUGCAUCAAACGAGUGCGAGAUCACCAAAAGGCGCAGAAAGGCUUGCCAGGCAUGCCGCUUUACCAAGUGCCUCAAAGUGGGCAUGCUGAAAGAGGGAGUUCGUCUUGAUAGGGUGCGAGGUGGACGACAGAAGUACAAAAGACGUCCAGAAGUGGAGAACGCAACAUACCAGAGCGUCCCCCUAUCACUAACUAAGGACAAUGAAAAGGGUUCCUCCAACAUCAUCGUGUCCCACCUGUUAGUUGCAGAGCCAGAAAAGUUAUUUGCAAUGCCUGACCCCCUCCAGCCCGACACAGCCCAGCGCACUCUUACGACCCUUUGUGACCUUGCUGACCGCGAGCUGGUCGUCAUCAUUGGCUGGGCCAAACACAUUCCGGGCUUCUUGUCUCUGUCGCUAGCAGACCAGAUGUCUGUGCUACAGUCGGUUUGGCUGGAGGUGCUGGUGCUGGGCGUAGCGUACCGCUCGCUUGGCUGUGAAGAUGAGGUUGUCUUCGCCGAGGAUUUUGUCCUUGAUGAGGAAAUGUCUCGUGUUGCCGGCCUAACGGAGCUAAAUGCGGCAAUCAGUCAACUCGCCAGACGUUUCCGUGCCCUCAGUGUGGACCGAGAGGAGUUUGUCAUGCUAAAAGCCAUCGCGCUUACUAACUCAGACUCUGUUUACAUCGAGGACAUGGAGGCCGUGCAGAAGUUGCGGGACCUCCUCCACCAGGCCCUGCUGGAGCUGGAGUGUCAGCGCCACCCGGACGACCCCCAGCGAGCCGGCCGCCUCCUUUUAACGCUGCCGCUCCUCCGGCAGACCGCCGGUCGGGCUCUGACUACUUUCUACAGCAUCAAGACCCGUGGUGGUACACCCAUGCACAAACUAUUCUUGGAGAUGCUGGAAGCCAUGAUGGACUCUCCCUAAAGGGAGCAGCAGCAAACGUAGGAUGACGCAGAGAUCUAAGUCUUGAUCAGUGGGCGAAUUGUUUGCCUCAAAAGAGAGAUUUUAUUAGAGAAUUAUUCAUGAGGACAGGGAUUCUUUUAACAUUGUAGCCUACAAGAGGAAAGAGAGACAGCUUACAAAUAAAGACCGUGCCCGCUCUCAAGUUGUAACUGUCAAGCUUCAGUAAGCACUGUCAAGAUCCACAUUUGUGUGGAGAAAAACUGAGAAGUGACACAACCUGAAUGCCAAGUUACUUGCAGUGGCCUCCGUGACGUUUCAUCGCAGCAUCAUUCUGCAGUUGCAUAACCACUGGAGAAGGUGGAAGUCAUCCAGAACCGACUUCAGUCAUGUGGCUUUUGAACUUUGCAACGAAUGCAACGGUGACUCACAAAAGCCAUAACAUAUCCGGCAAAGACUUGAGGGUCCACUUUAGUACACAGGGUGCAUUAUUUUACUAUAGUUUAGUGCCGUUGUAGGCAGAUUUUUUUUUUUUUCCAGGACUUUCUCGCAAUAUGCUAAAAGCAAUAUAAUGACUUGAUUAUUGUCGAUCACCUUAAAAUGGAUAAUGUGGUUAGUUCCUAGUUUGUUAUGGGUUGGUAGUUCUCCACUCUCAGGACCCCAAGUACUUUAUUUUAUUUCAUCCAUAGACUGGUUCGGACCUGGUAAGAGAGAACUGUUAAAAAUGUGGGAAGUUUGGAACCACAGGUUUAAACGUGGCAGUGUUCUUUUGAAAUGUAUAAUCUAGGGGAAGUGCACAUGAAAAGUGUCCCCUAGAAAUCCUCUCCUUGGACGGUAUUAUAAUUUGUUUGUUAAUCCUGUUAGCACACGAAAAAUGGCUUCCAUUUGCAACCACACUUUUGAGUGUGGCAACAUCGAGGUUGGACAGAAAGAAAUGCACCUGCCUCAUUUUUGUUUUCCAUACUGUUGUCCUCUUGACCCUUGUUAUGGACCUCAGCCAUGCUGCUCUAAAAAUUAGUUUAACGUGUUCCUUUCAUGUGCAUUUUCUGCAGUGAGGAAGUGCAUUGCAAAGUAAUCAGUUGUUUCAAUGUACUUUGUGUUUGUACGUGUCUAACUUGUAAGCGCCCGUAAUGGGCUCAGGGCAACUCGAAAUGCAACAUUGAACGUUGAACCCUUGUCUGACUCCGUACCCUAAGCCUCAACCUAUUCAUUGUUUGUAUGGUAAGACUUCCAAAAUAAGUGAUCGUCAUUGCGAGCUUCACCUUCAAUGCACCUGCUGUCCUCCUUUGAAUCCUCUGAAAAUUGGCCAAAGUGCCAUUAAUCUUUUAGCCAUGUACAGUUACAGUGAUAUAACUAGCAACAUGCAAUUUAUAGUGGAAAGUGAUGAAGCCAGCAAAUGUGACAAUUUCCUUCAUUACAAAUGUACAGUAUUUGUGCAGCUUAGAGUGUAUUGAAAUUUGUUUGGUUUUUUUCCUUUUCCAUACAUGUUCCUUUCUAAGAUUUUAAAGGUGUGUUGAUGUGAAUGGGUUGGAUUUCUACUCUUGACAUACUGUUGUGGGAUGGAGAUUUAAGAUGUUCAUUUAGGAAAUUAGCAAUGCUAUGUUUUUCUUAACUGUGUUUUCUGAAAGCUGUUAUAUUGCAGGGAUCAAAAUGUGGUUUCCAGCAGAUAUGUGAGGCGAGAGAAGUGUAGUAGUAUGCCAAACAGACAAAUAACUGUGGAGACAAAAUGUUCAGAUCUUGUGAUUUGCUCAUUUAAAUUAGCAUUUUGGGUACAUUAAAUGUUUUCCAGUUCAACAAACGUUUUUAAAGAUCUUGUCCUGCAAAGUUGUUCAACUUUUUAUUGGCUACAGCAUACUGAUUUGCUGACUAACCAAAUUUUGAAACGUGUAGAAGACGAAGAAACGUCUUUUUUACGUGAAGCUCGUGUCUUCAUAUUAAUACUGUUAUGUUUUAGGUACGUGGCAACGUGGUCAUAGGAACCCAAUGUCUGACAGAAUGGGAGUCGUUUGCAGUGCUGCAAUUGCAAUUACAAAGUCAUUUGUGGUUUCUGUGUAGAUUUAAUAUAAAUUAGCAAUACAAUAAGUUACCAAAACUCACUUGUUUCCUUGUACAGACGCCCUGUACAUUCAACAUUGCCAGUUAUGAGAAAUAGCCACUAAACUUUAAAAGCUCAAAUCAAUGUUUGUAUUUUGACAGAUGAUUUAAAUUAUUAAAUUAUAUUUUUUACUCAAUAUACUGUUUGUUGACACUGUUUUGUUUUUAUGCGUGUUGCUGGCUGUGAAUUUCUGUGUAGGCUUUGUUUUCUUUUAAAGUUGGGUAAUAGUUUUGAUGUCCUUGUCUAAACAUGUCCACAUUAAAAUCACUGUGAAUAAAAGUGAUAUUUAUUCCACUGUUUGAGGCAACAGGGAGUGGAUUAUUUUGAGGUGCUAUGAAAUAAAUUGACACACUACCCACCUCA